Rhopalosiphum maidis (corn leaf aphid) is the source of this 3474-nucleotide messenger RNA. RefSeq names its product GATA zinc finger domain-containing protein 14-like. NCBI's taxonomy places the organism in Eukaryota, Metazoa, Arthropoda, Insecta, Hemiptera, Aphididae. The record is from RefSeq and is a predicted model, not a curated record.
GGGUUGGGUUCGACGUGGAUCUGUAAGCACAGUCGCACUGCCACCGCCGUCAACAUGUCGCAGUCUCCGAGUGCCGUCCGUCAGAAUAGGGACGUCGUUUAAUAAUUAUUGUCACUAUCGUCGCGUCGACUGCUGUGAUACUCGUCUCGAAGGAGUGUUUUUCUGUACAUUCGGUUAUCCAGUUUUCCGUUUUUCGUCUAUGAAAUCUCGUUUUUUGCGUCCAAAUGAAUAAUGGCCAACACCGCUGCGCCGACCAUGUGUUGUAGUCGCGGGUCCGCGGCGGCGCUCGGUCUGUUUUUUUUGUUGUCGUUGACUUUAAGUCACCCGGCCACCGCGGAAGUCCGGCAUGCCAGACACAAAAGGACAGUAUCGGAUCUCAUGGAAGGACUCAUGAACGCCAUGUAUUUUCACGUGGAUCCGAUGCCCUUGCCCUCCACCGUAAUCGCCCGAAUCACUCAUUUAUCGGCACCCAACAAAGUUUACAAGUACGUUCCAGUGCAAACAUUAAAGUUAUCAAAACUGCGUGCUCGUCAAAUAGCUGAACCAAAACUAAGACUAAAAUAUCCGAAAAAAAUUUCAAUAGCUACAGAUGAUUCAUCGUUGACCUUGUUGAAAAACGAUCUGCCAUGGACACUACAUCCGCUUCCGCCUCCUUUGCCAACGUCCAAAACGAUUAAGCUUGAGGUGGACAAAUCAAUGCCGUGGGCCUUGCACCCACUGCCACCGCCAGUUAAAACGAAAAAUUAUUCCGAUUAUUAUUGGCCAGACUCUAAGACACGGCCAAAGUACUAUUACAGGUCAAAACCGUUAAAGACGUACCAUUAUGUCAAUAAUAACUAUAAAUACAAAAAUUCAAAAGUUCAAGCCAACUUCAAACCCACCUUGGAGUACAGUAAGCCCGCGGUCGAUUAUAAGUCCGUCGUCAAUCAUGAUACGAAGCCCAACGAUUACAAUAAUCACCCCGUCGACCAUAAACCCGUCGAUUACAAUAAUAAUAAGCACAAUGACAAUAUUAAUAAUGUCGAAUACUCGCCGCCUGAUUCUUUCAAGUACAUCGAUUACAAGCACACCGAUUACAAGCACAUUGAUUACAAGUCUCCGGACUAUAAGUCCGAAUAUCCGAAACAUACGAUGGACGAAGAGACGCAUGAAAAUAUUAACGAUGAUGACCACUUCGAUCACGACGACCACAAUGACAUUUAUCAUUAUUCGCACGACGAUCACUCGGCUCAAAACAAUGAUUUUCUGUCGCCAUCGUCACAACAGCCUCCUUCCACCGAGUAUGUUUCACAUAUAACCAUUGAACCGUCCAUUCAGAUCGCGUCGUUUUCGGAAUCGGAACUGCAGGGCGACGGUACAAACAGGGACAGCAGCAGCGUAUCUCAGGACGAUGCGAAACAUCAUAGGACGUGUCAGUGCACGAUAAACGGACAUCGUCACAAACGUGAUGCCGUCGACGAAAAUUACAGUGACGAUGACCGCCGUAAUUUGCCAUGGACGAUGAACGGUACCACUGUAGAUAUCAACAACAAUUAUGAUAACAAAAAUCGUACUGCAAUCCGGAAACCAACAGAUUCUGACGCAGCGCCGUCUUCGCGAAAUGCGUACGUUGCUCCGCGAGUUGGACACGCCACCGACGUGCAAAUAAUCAAGUCACACGACAUUACUGAACAGUCGAUGAUCAACAGUCCUAGUCCUGCGAACGGUCCUAGUCCAUCGAUCGGUCCUGGUCCUGCGAAUGGUCCUGGUCUUACGAACGGUAUAGGUUACGUGCAACAAGUGCGCAACAUGAAUAAUGACCACCCAGUCAUAAAGCUGCCUCCCGCCGAAACGGAACGCGGACAGGCGAAAAAGAACGACGCAACCACGUUUAGGGACGAGAGCGAUAAGUUCAAAGUGGAAUUUAAUCGUGACGUUAACGAUUGGGAUGAGUCGAAAUCAGCUGGCAACAAACAAGGACGGUACUCGUUGAUACAAUCUGACGUAAACAAUGGUGAUGGUGGAGUUAACUCGGGAAUGGCGGACGACUACGGAAGCCGGCCGACCAGGGACAAACCGGACAUGCGAGGGAAAGGUUAUCACGUCGUCAGAAGCAAGGUGGAGAAUUCGGAUAGAGGCGUAUCGUUUAGCGUGCAGACUCCCUUUUCCGUUUCCAGUUUCUCUUCGAACGUCCGACAUCCGGAAGAACACCAGUCCCGGUUUCGUUACACCGGACACAAAUCCGAGCCGUCGUCAUCACUAUCGUCAACACCAUUGUUGUCAUCGUACCGGAACGAAUACUCAGAACCGCCAUUGGACUUUGAGCAGUUUGGUUUGAAAUCGGCUCUAGGCGACGACCAUCCGCUCAGUCCAGAUCAAUUUUCACGAUACUUGUUUGAUGACAAACCACCUGAAACCGUAACGAUUGGUCGGCUCUCGUCACGAUUUCCGGAAAGUUUUGGAAACAUUGCAACGGAUAAACGUCCCAGUACCGGGAUUUCGGAUCGGCCGGCCGCGUACUUUUCAAGGGAUUUCGGCCACGAUGACCGGAGUCGUUUGAAAACGUCGUUGAAACCGUUUCGGUAUAACGCGAAACACGGGCCAUCUCAGUCUGCUGACGAUCUGUUCGACAGCCGGUCGAAAGGUGGACGUCCGUCCACUGAAGAAUCGUUCUUGGAAUAUUUCCAACCGGUUGUUAUCGACUUUGACAGCAAGUCAAAACAGGACGACAGCAGUUUAUUAAAAUCGUUCGGCGGCAGCAACAAUAACAAUUUCGGAGGUAACGAUAAAUCGCGAUACUUCGGUAAAACGGAAAAUUCGGUUUUUGCGAAAUUCAAAAAAAAUCAUAAUUCUGAUCAGCUUCGUUUGCCCGGUCGUUUACACGAAUCCAAUGAGAACUUGUCAAGAAAAAUGCUUUUACAUCCUUCCACAUUCGACAUAGAUUAGCACGAGUGUCUAGUUAUUUAUACAUACAGCAGGUGAUAUCGUUGUUUGGUUUACGCGUAAAUUACUUAAAAUCUAUUUUUGUUAUAAACUAUGAUUUACCUACUUACAAUCAUCAAAUGCAAUAUAAAAAAACAUACUAUGCCAUUAUGCACUUUAUGUAUGUAAAACAUCAUUAUUAUUAUACAUGUAUUAUUAUUUUAAAACCGUGUAUGUAUACGUAACUAUUUCCAACCUUAUUCUAAAAAAGAAAUUUAAACAUUUUUCAUAGGUACAUUUUAUAAUUUGAUGUUACGAGAUAUUAGUCAAUUGUUCAUCUUAAGAACAAAUUCCCGUCUUUAUAAUUAAAUAUAAGUCGAUAUGUUUAAAAAUUAAAUAGUUUACUAUAUAUUGUUCAAAAUGAUAUUUAAAUCUUUUAUCGCUAAUAAAUUUAGGGUGCCAUGUAAAAUAAAAUAUUUUUAAUAUUGGAUGAAAAUAAAACGGUUCUAUACACUGUAGUGACAUUUAAAUAAUAUGUUCUGUGAAACGACUAUUACUUUAAUAUUAUAUAGA